UGACUGUCAGCUUAAGGCGCCCACCCUUUCUAUUGAUUAGAAUCCAUAUUGUUGCUCAAUGAACUCCGCUUCUAUGCUGCCGUCAGUUUAGGUCGCACCACUUCCCAACGUGUCGGUAUUCACCUCCUUUCCCCUUGCAACAACUUCCUCGCCUUAACUUCCCGUCCCAUCUCGAACUCUUCAGGCCAAGACCAAACCACCUCACCUGCUCUCUCGCUCGCUCCUACUGCGAUCGCGGCAACUAUACACCGCCAUGUCCACCACCUCCCGCAACCGUCGCCCCAGAGAAUCGAGCCAGAUCGAAUGUGCUUUCCGGAUCACGUGUACCGAGCGCGAUUCGACAUUACAGAGGAAGAGACCCAACCAUAACCGAAGCUCUGCUGCGACACCCCGCUUUGACCAGCCCUACCCCUUCGCUCCCAUCGGUCGAUUGAAUGGGAAGAGCGCCCGCGAAGCUCUUGGUCUCCAAUACAGCAUCCUACCAGAGAAUGCCUGGCUAGGCAUGACGCAAUACAACAGCUUUGUCCUGAAGGGUUCCAAAUUUUUACGGGAGAGUUUUAUCUAUGUUGCAAACGGCCAGAAGGCACAACGACAGGGAACCGAGGUAAAGGAGGAGGCACAUAACGGCUCAACAAAAGGACGCAGAACGUCGAAGUCUGGAGAAAACUGGGUGGCCUUCAUACUGGAAAUUCGCGCCAGCGACGAGUACCAUGUCUUCGCACGCGUUUACUGGAUGUAUUGGCCAGAGGAGCUCCCAGAAGGUACCAUGGAUGGAGAAAGAUAUCCUGCGGGCCGCCAGUCAUACCAUGGUCGGAACGAGCUCAUUGCCUCAAAUCACAUGGAUAUCAUCAAUGUCGCCAGGGUGACGUCGCCUGCUGAUGUUAAGCAGUGGAAUGAAGAGAACGACGAAGAAAUCCAGGAAGCUCUAUACUGGCGCCAGGCCCUUGAUUAUCGGACCAAACAGCUGUCGUCGGUUGUGUGGCUUCGCCCAGCGGCAUGGGAUCUUCAUGGAUCCCGCGAGCAACAUCUCACUGCCAAGGAGCAUGUCCCCGACAUCGAACAGGGUGGCUAUGGCCGCUGUCUGAAAACCCAGCAAGCCGUAGACGAACAUAAGAGUGUUCUGAACUCUUGGGCGGACUUGUCGUCGACCCCACCUCGCGGGUCCAUGUACGACAGUGGUGACAGCCCUGUUGAUUUACACUUCACUGAACAAACCAUGCAAGUUCCAUUCUCUGUUGCACCCUCAGGCAUCCUGGAGUCAAUGACAUCUGAGGCCGGGAUUGAGGUUGGCAAAGCGAAGGAAAAUGAUAUGGAUGAGACUGCCAUCCAUAUGUCACAUCUUAGCUUUGAUGCUGCCGCCCAGCAACAAGACGAGAUCCUAUCCAGCCCUCUUCUCACCGUUUCUCUGCUUGAUGCUUCGCCCCCUUCUCAAUUUGGUCUCUUCGGUGGCAGCCUGUCGGAGAGUUGUACACUCUCGCAAGCGUCACGUCUAUUUUAUAAUGUCACAUGCCCCUCUAGCGUGCUUAUAUGUGGCAGUCAGGGUUCAGGCAAAAGCAAUACGCUCGCGUGUCUUUUGGAGAACUGUAUCAUACCAAGCAAGCUCGGAAAGUUACCACAGCCUCUCGCUGGCAUAAUCUUUCACUUUGACAGCUUUGUGUCGGAUGCUGGCGGUCUUCCAUGCGAGACAGCGUUCCUGGCUUCUCAUAAUCAAGCUUCAGUCCGAAUCUUGUGCUCUCCGACCAACGUUCGCACCAUUCAGAGCAUAUAUAACAGCAUUCCCCAAGUCAAAAUUGAGCCUCUGAGGCUGAGCGACCAGGACCUCAACACCCGAAGAAUGCUUGACCUCAUGGCAGUCAAGGAAGGUGGCGUGCCACUUUACCUCCACGUGGUGAACCGUAUUCUUCGGGAAAUGCGCUUAGAACAGCAGGAAAAAGGACAGAGGUUCAACUACUCCUCUUUCAAAGAGAAGCUGGAACAGGCGGAUCUUACUCUGGCGCAACGGGGCCCCUUGAGCCAGCGCCUCGAUACGCUGGAAAGCUUUAUGGUCAAUAGCAAAACAAAACACGGAAAGAUUGACUGGGAGCCGAAGCCUGGACAACUCACUAUCGUCGACCUCUCAUGUCCUUGCGUCACAGCAGAGACAGCAUGCUUGCUCUUCAACAUCUGCCUCUCGCUGUUUUUAGAGCAAAAGUCGUGUAUUGGCAGGGUUGUUGCUCUCGACGAAGUGCAUAAGUAUAUGCAAGAAUCGGACGAGAGCAACGCCCUGACCAAUUCGUUGUUGAAUACGAUCCGCCUGCAACGACAUCUCGGCGUUCGCGUGCUCAUCUCCACUCAGGAGCCUACCGUGUCGACCAAGCUCCUUGACCUGUGUUCGAUGACAGUAGUUCAUCGGUUCACUUCGCCGAAUUGGUUACAGACCCUGCGCGGUCACAUCGCUGGGAUCUCAUCUGUUUCAGUCACUGCACCAGCACAGCAAGAACUCACGGAGGAUGUUAGCCCCGUUGUGGUUGGGGGACAAGAUUCGGCCGGCGAGCUUUUUGCUAAAAUUGUAUCUCUGCAAACGGGGCAAGCUCUUGUUUUCGCGCCCGGUGCGGUCAUUGGACUGAGAAGAAAGAAGCCAGAAGCGGUGGCCACCGUUCAGCGUCUGGCCCAUAGACCCCUCUUGGUCAAGAUCCGGUCCCGGCUGACCCAGGACGGUGGAAAGACAGUGAUGAACUAGAAGAGGAACAAAGAUCUUAUCAUCUUAUCAUGAGGUCAGUGAUGGACGUAUCACAGUGGAAGGAGUCUCGACGCUAUUGGGGAGAGAAAUUGGAAAUACAUUGAUGUAUGGUUUAUAAGGAUCAAACGACGCGUCUGCCAACCUUCUACCAUGCCAUCCCACCUCAGCUGGAUUCAAGAUGCUCGAACAUGGGUGCCUUGAGCUUGCUCUGCCUUUUUGGAACUUGGCCUGUAGCCUGGUUCGUUUCCCUUGAGUAAAGGGUUCACCAU
This is a messenger RNA of Colletotrichum destructivum, 2988 nucleotides long. RefSeq names its product Putative BAH domain, P-loop containing nucleoside triphosphate hydrolase. Gene Ontology annotation, molecular function: chromatin binding. The coding region runs from base 254 to 2719 and encodes 821 amino acids. The transcript has 3 exons. Lineage: Eukaryota; Fungi; Ascomycota; Sordariomycetes; Glomerellales; Glomerellaceae. The record is from RefSeq and is a predicted model, not a curated record.